Messenger RNA from Zerene cesonia (dogface butterfly), 1658 nucleotides. Its product is annotated as sodium-dependent proline transporter-like. Gene Ontology annotation, cellular component: membrane. NCBI's taxonomy places the organism in Eukaryota, Metazoa, Arthropoda, Insecta, Lepidoptera, Pieridae. The transcript is spliced from 12 exons. The record is from RefSeq and is a predicted model, not a curated record. Bases 1 to 1608 code for a protein of 535 amino acids. Gene Ontology annotation, biological process: sodium ion transmembrane transport.
AUGACGGAAUCAGUGAGUACGCGUACAAAAACCCUCACUGAGAGUUCAGAGACGAUAUCUACGGAAGGUCCUUUGAUUGAGGACAGAUGGACAAACAACAUUACUUAUCGUCAGUUAGUGCUGUCCUCUUGCGUCGGGAUUAUACAACUCUGGUGGCACCCCUAUCUACACGACUUUGCCAAACUCCUGCCAUUUCUUUUUCUAUACAAUGUCUUUAGUAUAUUUUUCGCUUAUCCGAUGUUUUACUUGGAGCUUGCUUUGGGCGUGGUAUCAAAGAAAGGCGUAUUGAACUGCUGGGAUAUGGCACCGAUUGCUAGAGGAAUUGGUUUUUCAAUGAUAAUCACAUCCAUGUUCACGGUGCUCGCCCUCGGCGUGGUAUGUGCCUGGUCGCUUGCGCUGACGGUUCAUUCAUUUCACGCGUUCCUACCGUGGCUGCACUGUGCGGCUGACGCCAACCCGCCGUGCGCGGCGCGACACCGCCCUCUGCCGGCAGGUAGCGAAGUACCGCCGCAGUCGUUCUUCUUCAAUUUUGUGCUGAAUUUGAAAAGGAACGGCCUUUUAGGAGGUUUGGGAAACAUUGUGCCCGAAUUGACUGUCUACUACAUUGUAAGCUGGGUAUUGGUGUACUUUAUAGCUUGCAAGAGGAUUUAUAGCUAUUCGAAGAUGGUGUUGUUUAAAGAUGUCUUAGCCUACUUUGUACUAUUUGCAUGCGCAGUGGGUGUUUUUAGACUAAAAGGUGCGAGUAAAAUGUUCAAAGAAUGCGAUUGGGGUGUGCUAUCUAAUGGCUUACAGAUAUGGCGAGACGCACUAGAAUACUCCUUUCUGCAGAUGACAAUAUCACAGGGAACACUCGUUAUGCUAGGAUCCUAUAGUUUAAAACAGAAACACAAGCUAGCAAAUACGGCGACUCUUGCGUUUGCUGUGUCAAAGAGUUGUUGUACCGGCAGCGCCCUCAUACUAGGCGCAGCACAUGGCGCAUUAUAUGUGGAUUAUGAUAAUAGCACUAAUGUAUGGAGAGGUGCAUCGUCAUCAAUGAUUAUAUGGGCGGACUAUGUGGCGCGUAUACCGGGCAGUCAGUUUUGGUCUGUUAUUGUAUUCUUCACGAUAUAUGUUCUGUCGCUCUCGACCAUGGCUUUACUGGUGCAAACGAUAAUAUCUUCAUUUACUGGACGAUUGGUUCGGAAAAUAACAUGGGCGUUUCUUAUUUUAAUUUGCGUGCUAUUUUGUUUCAUUGGAAUUAUCACACUUUGUACACAGGGCGGUCUAUAUAUUUUGAAUUUUCUCAUGAGUUGGCCCGUAUCGAAACCCCGUGUGCCAAUUGCAGCGCUGGUAACAUUUAUUAUCACUUAUGUCUAUGGCCAAACUACGUUUUGUGAAGAUAUAUAUUUUGCGGUUGGGGAAUACCCUUGUGUGUUCCUUAGAAUUUGCUGGGCGUUAUCUCCCUUUAUGUUAUUGACCACCUUUCUGUCGGGCAUGUACCUCGGGCCGGCUGCCGAGGCUGCAGUCGGUUGGACGCUGAUUCUUAUGACAUUGCUGCCUGUUGUGGUGGUCAUGCUACUGUAUUUGGUUUUCAAAUUUAGAGUGAGAAAUAUGCUGAAUGAAAAGUGAGGGUGAUUUGAGAAGGCGAAAAAAUAUAAAUAAAAUGCAUAUAUUCAGAA